Molecule: messenger RNA, 2684 nt
Organism: Cyclopterus lumpus (lumpfish)
Lineage: Eukaryota; Metazoa; Chordata; Actinopteri; Perciformes; Cyclopteridae
Product: immunoglobulin-like domain-containing receptor 1
Exons: 8
Coding region: 242-2044 (600 amino acids)
Cellular component (GO): plasma membrane
Molecular function (GO): high-density lipoprotein particle receptor activity
Source: RefSeq, a predicted model, not a curated record
GUCUCUGUAGGAAAGUUCGCCUGUAAACAACUCGUCUUCCACCGCAAACAAACAAAACACGAGCAUGUCGUCUUCCCCGUGAAGAAGAAGGGACUAUGCCGGGACGACGGAUACAAAGCGCCCUUCUCCAAAUAUUCCGGAUUUGUGGUGGAUUUUGAGUCUCGUGCGGGAUAGAGAGAGAGAGAGAGAGAGAAAGAGAGAGAGAGAAGCUUCCGCGGAGGGAUUUACAAAGAGCACGGAGAUGAGAAACGUGAUCCUGAUGGCGCUUCUGCUGGCUCACCUGCCGACGGAGCUGCUGUCCAUCCAGGUGAUUGUUCCAGAGACGGAGAGGAGCACCACUCUGUUUGCCAAUGUGAUCCUUCGCUGUGACUACUCCACUUCAGCAAACCCUCAGGAUGUGCUGGUCACCUGGAGGUUCAAGUCCUUCUGCAAAGACCCGGUGCUGGAGUACUACUCCACAAGCUAUCAGGCUUCUCUGCAGCUGGGUCAGGACCCCUCCAACGACUGCCCCGACCGCCAGCGAACAAUCCGCACUGUGAUCCAGAAGAGGGGCAUUAAUGAGCCCAUCCUGGGGAUAGAAUACAGUAUACGCAAAAUUACCAUUCAAAACAAGGCCGACCUGGUCAUCAACGAGGUGAUGUGGUGGGAUAACGGCGUUUACUUCUGCGCCAUCGACGCCGCCGGCGACACGUCGGGCGACUCUGAUGUCGAAGUCAAACUUAUCGUGUACCACUGGCUGACCGUCCUGUUGAUCAUCAUCGGUGCUCUGCUGCUCAUCAUGCUCCUCUGCAUCUGUUGCUGCCAGUGCUGCCCGCAGAAGUGCUGCUGCUACGUCCGCUGCCCGUGUUGCCCGCAGACAUGCUGCUGCCCGGAGAAAGCUGUGAUGCAGCACAGGAUGAUACGGGAGGCUCAGAAGGCCAUGACUCCUUGGAUGAACGGUCAACCCAUUUACGCUCCCAUCAGCUCCAACGCCUCCUCCCAGGGCGUUCCCAUACUGUACUCAGGCUCGUACUCGGACUACCCCACCAAACAAAACUUUGCUAUGGCUCCCAUCCAGCAUUCACCCAUGGCCCUGCAGCAUCAGCAUCAGCAUCCGCAUCAUUAUCCGCAUCAGCAACCGCACCCGCAUCAGCAACCGCAUCAGCAUCAGCAACCGCAUCAGCAUCAGCAUCAGCAUCAGCAACCGCAUCAGCAUCAGCAUCAGCAUCAGCCUCCUCCUCCACGCCAUGUGAACGGCAGUGUGAAUGGCAGCAGUCAUGGCACUGAUCAGGUGUUGGACUUCCUGGAAAACCAGGUGAGGGGGCUGGAUGUGGGACCCCCUCAAAUGGUCCCCCGCGCUCACCAGAAUAUGCUCCCAUUACAGCCUCAGCUGGCUCCUCAAGCAGUUCCCUACACACCAGGGCCCCCGAGUAUGUUGUCAGCCCUGGAUGAGAUGGGGGUGAGAGGGGUAGAAAGAAGGGUGAUCACCCUGCCUCCGAUAAUCCAGCGUGUACCCAGCUUUUCCUCACGCAGGGGGCCCGGUGGUGGAGCCGGAGCCAGAGGUGCUCCCAGAAUAUCCAGCCAGUCCAGUGGGAGUACAAACCCCCCCGGAGGAGGUGUCCUCCGGGACGGUCGCGGCUAUCGCGACGUCUCUCCUCCCAGACGAGGGAUCCUGCGCGAUUACAGCGAUGACUCUGAAUGGGAGAACCGGCGAGCCGUAGCGCCGCACAGGAGUUCGAGGAACAAGAGUGGAGGUUCGGCCGGGAGGAGAGGAGGCGGAUCCAGACCACGGACUCGUAGUCGCGACGACCUGAUGGAGGAGCAACGCGGCAGAGCAGCUCGGAGGGAAAAGAGCUAUUCGCCUCCUCAGCGUCGCAAAGGAUCCUCCUGGAGCUCAGAUGAGGAGGACAGCGGCGGACGGAAAGGAGGUCGAGGGAAGGAUUGGCCAGAGAAGCCGCCCAGCUACUUCUCCAUUGAGAACCAGCCUGGACGUGGUAAUGGUCAGAGGAACUACAACCACCUUUCUGAUAGAAGUUCCCGUAGCAGCACCAGCGUCGUCAUCUGAAGCAUUUCUAUCUAGCAUUAUUUUAAUUUUUUUUACUUGUUCCUGAAUGUUUCCAGAACGGUGAAAAUGAAGACGGACAGGAGGUAUUUUCAUCUGUUCAAUCAAAUGUAGUAAAGAGUCUUGAAAAUGUACUGCAUGGAUUUACUUUUACUCUUAAUGCACUGAAUGUAAGUGCAACGAAAACUAUAGUUUAUGCAUGAAGAAAAGCUGUUUAGUUGAGCCUUUAAGUUGCAGAUGUUGUGAAGGCCAUGUGUGAUUAUUGUUUUAGCUGCUUUAAAUGGUGUAAUCUGUGUCUGGUCGUCAUGGUGAUGGAUAAAAGUUUUUGUGUUUUUUAAGUGAAUAUUCAACAGCAGAAUAUUGGAUACUGUGAUAUCUUGUAGGUUAUUUAGGUUCAUCAUUGUGAACAGAUAUAGUGUGUAUUGUUUUUUUUAUAUUUUAUAAUUUUUGCAUAAUUUCUUGUCUUAUUUAAAAUGUUUUUUUUUUACCUUUCACCCACAAAUACAUUAUUAGACAGCAAUAAAAAGUGUGUUUAAUGAAGAUGGAUAGAGUGGGUCGACUUACUGAACUCAUUGAAUGAUCAACACCAACGUAUAAUUGUAAUUUUCAUUAAUGUAUGUUUUAAAUUAAUCUUUUUACAUAC